Messenger RNA from Colletotrichum destructivum, 3468 nucleotides. RefSeq names its product Putative NACHT nucleoside triphosphatase, P-loop containing nucleoside triphosphate hydrolase. Gene Ontology annotation, molecular function: catalytic activity. Gene Ontology annotation, biological process: nucleoside metabolic process. NCBI's taxonomy places the organism in Eukaryota, Fungi, Ascomycota, Sordariomycetes, Glomerellales, Glomerellaceae. The transcript has 3 exons. The record is from RefSeq and is a predicted model, not a curated record. The coding region runs from base 123 to 2873 and encodes 916 amino acids.
CCGCUCAGGGGUCAUAUCGAACAUGUUCGUCUGACGUCCGUCUUCAACAGUAGCAUCACCCACCGUUCAUCCUUUCACGAAGUCUCACCUAUACGAGACCUCUCCAGCUCCAUGAAAGCGCCAUGACAUCCUUACAGCGACUUCCAGGCCCUCAUAUGUACACCAUCGGGUGGAUCACCGCUCUUGACAAGGAGCUUACCGCAGCAGAGGCUGUGCUCGACGAAGAGCACCAGAAGCCGGAAAACUUCAGAAAGCACCCGAAAGACACAAACACCUAUGUCUGGGGUCGGAUUGGAGACCACAAUGUGGUCAUCGCCUCGCUAGCCGCCGGCAAGUACGGCACUGUGUCCGCAGCGACGACCGCGUGGAGCAUGAUCAGCUCUCUUCCACAUCUUCGGUUCGGCCUUAUGGUCGGCAUCGGCGCCGGCAUUCCCAAGCUGGCAGACAACACCGAUAUCCGUCUCGGCGAUGUUGUCGUCAGCCAGCCGACCGGUACAAGCCCGGGAGUUGUACAGUACGAUGUAGGGAAGCUGGAAAACGACGGCCAGUUCAGACGUGUCGGUUCUCUCGCCCCUCCGCCCGAGGUCCUUCUGAAAGGAUUAGCAGCAGUGAAGGCCAAAAGAAGACUCAAAGGACCCCAGAUACGCAGCAUUUUGGACGAUAUGCUCCAGCGACAUCCGCUCUUAGCAGAGGCAGAACCUGAUGACGCUGCGUACGUUCACCAAGGGGCACACAACGACCGGCUAUUUGAAGCAUCCUCUAUACACGUCCAGCGCCCAAAUCGACAAAUCACAGUGCCUUCGACAAGAGCCGUUCCGCAUGAUAUCAGUAGGAUCUAUUUUCAGUUAGCGCUUGCCUGGAUUUGGUCGUUCUUCUGGCUUGUCUAUGACUCUGUGGGAACGCUUGCCGGUACGAAUGUUGCCACGACGAGCCAGCCAUCCGACGACACAGGUUCUCCAGAGUUCAGCCGGACAAGAGCUUGUGCGCAUUGCGACCCUUGGAAAGAAAUAGAACGACCAGAGCGCCGGUCUACGGAUCCGGUAGUUCACUACGGCGUCAUUGCUUCCGGCAACUCUGUCAUAAAGGACGGCAUUUCCCGGGACGAAAUCGCACAGCGACUUGGAGACAAGUGCAUCUGCUUCGAGAUGGAGGCAGCCGGUCUGAUGGACAACUUCCCUUGCCUCGUAAUCAGAGGGAUCUGUGACUAUGCGGACACUCAUAAGAACGAUCGUUGGCAGAACUACUCCGCAGCAACAGCCGCCGCAUUUGCAAAGGAAUUGCUGCAAGUUAUCGACAGCGAGGAUGUGGAGAGCGCCUCGAGAAUCGAUGAGAUCUUGGGAAAGCUGUGUGAAGAUGUGUCUCAAAUCCACUCAACCACGAACCACAUGCAACAAAGCCUCCAUUUCGGGGAAGUCAUGAAGUGGCUCGUUCCGCCGGAUCCAUCAACAAAUAACAACAAGGCCUUGCAGCAGCGUCAUGAAGGCACAGGUCAGUGGUUCCUCGAAAGCGAUGAAUACUUCAAGUGGAAAACAACGCCAAAGUCCUCUUUAUGGCUCCACGGCAUUCCGGGCUGCGGAAAAACAAUCCUCAGUUCGACUGUUAUCAAGGACCUUAGCAACACCAAAUCUUACUCUCAGCGUCUCCUCUACUUUUACUUCGACUUCACCGACACUAGCAAGCAAUCUCUCGAGAAAGCGAUUCGGUCGCUGAUUGCUCAGCUUUACCGCAAAAGUCACGACGUCCAGACGCAUCUGGACUCACUUUACUCCUCUUGCAAAAGUAAUUCACAACAGCCGAGUAUUGACUUGCUGAGAUCGACCUUCGAAGGCAUGGCUCAGCAGAUCGGCGAAGUAUGGAUCGUCCUGGAUGCACUCGAUGAAUGCCAGGCGAGAACAGGCCUGAGAAACGAAGGAUUGUUACACUGGAUUGAGAGUGUUCUAAACUCAUCGCAAGUAAAUGCGCACCUUCUUAUCACGAGUCGCCCUGAACAUGAUAUUAAAUCAGCAUUGGAAAGAUAUGUCGAUGAUCAGAUCAUUCUCCAGAGCGACCUUGUCGCGGAAGACAUACGUGCGUAUGUCCAUGGAACAGUGAGACAACACGAAGGAUUUAAGAGGUGGCGAACACGGGAAGAAAUUCAAAAUGAGAUCGAAAGCCACCUGAUAGAGAAAGCUAACGGAAUGUUUCGCUGGGUUUCGUGCCAACUCGACGCCCUCGAAAAAUGCCCCGAUCCCCUCAGUCUUCGACAAACGCUGCAAUCAUUACCAAGGACAUUAGACGAGACUUACGCGCGAGUUCUGAGCAGAAUUCCGCCUGAAUUCGAACAGAAUGCCAAACGACUACUACAAUUUCUUGCUUAUUCCGAACGACCGCUACGAAUUGAAGAAGCUGUUGACGUCAUUACCGUGGCCAUCGAAAACAAGCCCAGGUUUGACACAAAGAACAGAAUGCCACAACCAGACGAAUUAUCUAUCUACUGUUCAAGCUUAGUGGCUGUUGUCACUCGAGGCGGUAGCAACGGAGGUAAUGAGGGCAGAGAGCUACAGCUUGCGCAUUUCUCAGUGAAGGAAUACCUAACGUCCGACCGACUAGAGCGAAACAUAUCUGAAGCCUUCAGCGAGUCACUAGCCAGGGCCGAUAUUACAGAAGUCUGUCUUGCGUACCUGUUGGAGCUAGACCACAGCAUUUCGCUGCUGGAAGUCAGAGAGUCAUACCCUUUUGCGCAGUAUGCUGCACGGUACUGGAUGAACCACGCUACCCAAGCCGAUACCAGCAGAGUCGUUCGGCUCAUUAACCUAACUACCCCACAUCCGAGCCACCCAAAAAUGCCCUAUUUCUCCUCCUUUAUUAAUAUUACUACUUUUUCAGACUAUUAAAACAAUUGCAGUUUUUUACUAAACAACGCCAUUUCUUUAGAAUACCUUCUUUUUUAUAUAAUAAAGCAAUAUACUAAAGAUCAACUCUAACAGGCCCUUGCAGAUGUAGCAGAUAGGCGCCCUAUUUGCUAGGCUGCUUGCAUAUAGGGCAUACUAUACUAGUUACUUUAACAUUAAUUUUAUAGUAAGUAAAGCAGAAAUACAGCCUAGACUAAUUACUAGCAAUUAUCUUAGGCCUAAGAGAGCAGCCUAGCUGCUUAUAUAACUACUUAAGAAUCCCUUAGCUGUUCCCUUACCUAUUAAUAAGUAAAGGGUUUAGUAGAGCGUCUGCUAGGCACCUAACAGCCUCUAGGAAAGAGGUAGAUACAUUAAUUUAAGCAGAGAAAUCUAUCUAUUAUCACAAAGAGACCUAAGGCUAUAGACUCUAGGCAAUAUAAGGCACACUCUACUAACGUUAUUCAGGCCUAGUUCCAACGCCUAGAUAACAUCCCUGCUAUUUAGGGCAUCUAUCUAUCUAAUAGAUAGAAUAUAGAUAAGACUGGCAUUAUAGAGGGUAGGGGAAGCAAUAGGUUAGUGCUAGGAUCUGCAGCAUCAC